This is a messenger RNA of Wallemia ichthyophaga EXF-994, 1743 nucleotides long. RefSeq lists its product as uncharacterized. Gene Ontology annotation, biological process: transmembrane transport. NCBI's taxonomy places the organism in Eukaryota, Fungi, Basidiomycota, Wallemiomycetes, Wallemiales, Wallemiaceae. Bases 1 to 1743 code for a protein of 580 amino acids. Gene Ontology annotation, molecular function: transmembrane transporter activity. The record is from RefSeq and is a predicted model, not a curated record. The transcript is spliced from 7 exons.
AUGUCCCAUAAUCAAAGAAAUGACAGUAUAAAUGUAGUUGCCGAAACCGACAACAGCGUAAUUAAGGAUCUAGACAGCAACGAAAGUUCGCCUGGUGGGAAUAUCAACAAUGGAGAAAAGCAAAUUACAGAUCAGACAAAUUAUUUGCCAAAAUCUAGAAUUGUAAUGGUGUUUUUCUCGUGUAGCGCUGUCGAUUUCCUGGCAUUAAUGGAUCAGACAAACAUUGCUGUCGCUUCAACUUUUAUCGCAAGUGAUCUCGGCGCAGGAGGGCAAUCUUCGUGGAUCGCAUCAGCCUAUUUCUUGACUUCUACAGCGAUGACUUUGAAUUAUGGUAGAUUAUCUGAUGUUUGUGGUCGUAAAAUGUUACUGAUGGUCAGCUUAUUCGGUUUCUUUGUCUUCACGAUAGGAAGUAGUUUAUCUCAGACCAUGACGCAACUUAUCGUGUUUCGCGCUUUGUCAGGUGCAUUUGGCGGUGGGAUGAUGAGUUUAUGCCAACUCAUAGUGAGUGAUGUAGUCAGCUUGAGAGAUCGAGGAAAAUGGCAAGGCAUUCUCGGGGCCUUUAACGCAUUGGCAAACGGCGUUGGACCAGUAAUUGGCGGUGCUUUAGCGACUGUCCAGUGGCGAUGGAUUUUCUGGCUUAAUCUGCCUAUAUGCGCCAUUGCUUCGGCUAUGGUGUGGUAUAUAAUGCCACUGAAAAAAGUAGAAGGUCAUUGGAAAGAGAAGGUGGGGAGGAUAGAUUUCGUCGGUACAAUACUCGCAUUGCUCAGCACAACGCUGAUUAUUCUUGGUCUCACCUGGGCCGGAUCUGAGUAUGCAUGGGAUUCAGCGCAUGUCCUCUGCACUCUUAUUCUCGGUGUCGUCUUAGCAGGUGUAUUUCUGGGAUGGGAAAAAUAUUCUAAUUUACCAGUCAUGCCGCUGUAUAUCUUCAAAUCAAGGAUGGUCUGUGGAGCAUGCAUUACACAGGCUAUCAAUGGUUGGAUAUUCCUCGUACAGACGUUUUAUCUACCAAAAUUUAGUCAGUUGGCUUUUGGCUACUCUGCUAUUAUCUCAGCUGCUUUGCUCAUACCGCUGACGGUUGUGCAGACCAUCAGCAGCACUAUCGGUGGACUACUUGUGACAUGGACGGGUAAGUAUAAACUCAUCAUUCUGUCUGGAUGGGCUCUAUGGGUCGUAGGCGUCGGAUUGAUAAGCACGCUAGAUGAAACAUCGGGACUGGGCAAGCAGAUUGGUUACUCUAUCUUGGCAGGAUUUGGUGUUGGCCAGACACUUCAGGCUAGUUUGGUUGCUGUCCAGGCAGGAGUCGAAAGGAAAGACAUGGCGGUGGUGACAUCGACCCGAAACUUUGUGCGCAAUCUAGGCGGGACACUGGGAUUAGCGAUUAGCGGAACGAUACUUAACAAUAUAACGCGGUCAAGAUUGUUAGAAGACGGAGUAGCUGAGGGUGUUAUCGACAGCGUUAUACGGAGGCCGGAGAGUGCACGAAACGACCUCGACAGUGAAACAAGGAAAUUGGUAGUCGAUGUGUACAGAAUGGGCUUUAGAGUAGUCUUUUUGACUAGCGCUGCUUUGGCGACCGUGGCUUUCAUGGUGGCUCUUCUCAUGAUGCCGCAGAUCAACCUCGAUCGCGCUGAUGACGAGAAACUCAAGGAGGAGGGUAGGAAGUGGGUUGAGGAGGGCAAGAAGGAGAGGCAGAAGGUGGCAGAGAGUGGUGAGUCAGAACAAGAACAAGCUAUACAUCGAUAA